AUGGAUUCGUUUUUUAGUCUAUUCGACCCUUCAGAGGGUAGCCAGAACAAGCCAAAGAAUAAAAAGAGGCACAAACCCGAACAGGACACCGUUAAGAAGAAACCUGACGCACCUAAGGGACGCAGAAGAGGACGCAAGUCAGCGGUGAAGAACGAGACGUUACCAGAAGAAUCUUCGUUCCUCUGUGAGCCUGAUCUCAGUACUGAUCUCCUAGUGAAAGAUGUUAGCUAUAUAGAAAACUUCAUUGAGAUUAAUAAGAAGGAAGAUGACAAAACAGACCCCGACAAGAAACCGAGGCGCAGAAACUCAGGACGCAAAUGUAGACGGAAAAAGAACAAAAUAUCCCCUCUAAAGGACUUACCCAACCAGGCGUGGGUAGAAACCAACCCGGACAAUAAUGAGACCAAAAACUGGAACAAUCAACUUCUGGUACAAAAGAUAUGUGACGAGAACAUCGGCAAGAAUGUCAACGAUUUAAAAAAUGAAAUGAAGAUUAAAAAUAAACGGAAUGAAGUAUCGACUAUCGAUAAAUUCCGUGAUAGGGAUGUCUAUAAUGUUAUCGAUAAGUUAGAAAAGGUUAUUCUAAAGGACGAUAUGUAUUUGGCUGGUGAAUUUGAUACUAAUGACUUGGAAAACGAUUUCUUUUAUAGUUCUGAUGAUUUGGAGGAUUUUAUCGAUGAUUCUACCUCAGAGCCGGACGACUCAGGAGACGAAGUGUACGGCAGUCUACCCCCCGAGCCCAGGUUCGGCAACGUCGAGUACAAACUGCAACUAGUCUCGCUGUGUGAAAGGAGGUUCCAGCAUCUAGUUACUCAGCUAAAAUGGCGUCUCCGAUCUGGCGGUGGAAGUGCAGUGUACGUGCUGGGGGUCCGAGACUGCGGGGCGCUGGUCGGGCUCCGAGCGAGGGCACUGCGCGGCUCGCUCGUCACGUUACGUAGAAUGGCCGGGGCCCUUGGCGCUACUCUCACACACGUCACCGCGAGACGAGUCGCCCCACACCGAGCUGUCGCUGAAGUUUAUGUUAGAAAGUUACCUGAUCCAAAACAGAGCGUGGAGCUCCGAGUGGCCGUGAUGGGGGCCAAUGAAGCUGGCAAGUCCACGCUCAUAGGAGUACUGACGCAAGGUGAAUUGGACAAUGGCAGAGGCAGCGCACGUCUGAACAUGUUCCGACAUCUGCACGAGGUUAAGAGUGGGAGGACAUCGUCUCUUAGCCACGAGAUACUCGGGUUCGAUGCUCAGGGUAACGUAGUAAACUACGGAUGUUCAGAGCUGAUGACGGCUGAGAGGAUCGGCGAGAGGAGUGCGAAGCUGGUGUCGUUCCUGGACCUCGCCGGCCACAGCAAGUACCAGCGCACCACGCUGCACGGUCUCACCGGGUACUCGCCGCACUACGUCAUGCUCGUGAUCUCUGCCACAGCCGGUAUAACUCCAAUAACGGAGGAGCACAUAACCCUGCUGUCGGCGCUGGACGUGCCAUUCUUCGCCGUCAUCAGCAAGUGCGAGCUCGCCGCCGCGGCCGUGCCCGCGCUCACCGCCAGGCUCGCCGGCCUGCUCGCCGCCUCCAACAAGAAACCCAUACUGAUUACUGAUGAAAACCUAGCCAGGAACUGCGUGGCUCCUCAGAAGUUGAUCAUUGAUGCACUGGAUCAUACCAAAGAAGAAACCGCGGAGGGCGGCCAGGUCCCCGUGUUCCCGGUGAGCAGCGUGCGCGGGCUGGGGCUGAGCGCGCUGCACGCGUACCUGCUGGCACUGCGACACCCGCACCCCGCCGCCAGCCCCGGGGACGAAACAUGCGAGUUUCAAAUCGACGAGAUAUUCCACGUGGGAGACAAUUCCGGCCCCGUCGUGGGGGGACUCUUAGCUAGGGGACAGCUGAGGGAGGGUGAUAAUGUCAUUAUAGGCCCGCUAGAGGACGGCUCGUUCUCCCCCACGACGGUCCGCUCCAUAUACCGCAACCGCGCGCCGUGCGGCUGGGUGCGGGCGGGGCAGUGUGCCAGCGUGGGGCUGGCGGCGGGCGCGCGGCCCCGCCCUGGCAUGGUGCUGCUGGCCCCGCCGCGGAGGGCGCCCAGGAGACCUGCCUUCGGGGCCUGCGCCCCUGGACACUGCAAACAGGGCAACCAGCUGAAGCAGCUUAUAGACCAGAAUCUUUCGGAGAAGACGAAGAAUCGUAAAAACGUUCGGAGGAAAAACAAGAAUCUACUUCGAGACAUUGAAUCUGAAGAGAAUAUAUCGAAAGAGAUUGUAAUAGACAACAAUAUAUUGUAUGACGAUGACGAUGACGUCACGUACGAUGACUGCGUGUGCUCCGACAAAGUCCUGCUUGAAGAUCCCAAUGAUCCGAGAGGAUGUAUCUAUUUUCAGGCCUCAGUGCACGUACUGCGCCACUCCACCGUGAUAUACCCCGGCUUCCAGUGCACUGUACAUGUCGGGAACGUCAGGCAGACGGCUAUCAUAGAGGGUAUAAUGUCCCUGCACGCAGUGCUCCGCGCGGACGAGAGGGCGUCCGUACUGUUUCGAUUCGUGCGCUGUCCGGAGUACUUGGUCAAAGGACGACGACUACUGUUCACCGCUGGACUGGGGACCAGAGGCAUCGGCCGGAUCACUCAAGUAUUUCCCUACGUACCUUGA
This is a messenger RNA of Spodoptera littoralis (African cotton leafworm), 2628 nucleotides long. The record is from the annotation of a GenBank genome assembly. NCBI's taxonomy places the organism in Eukaryota, Metazoa, Arthropoda, Insecta, Lepidoptera, Noctuidae.